CGGAGCCUGGCUGAGGUGGCCCCGCCGCGGCGUUCCCCGCUCAGUGCCUGCUGCUGGCCGGCUCCCCUCUGCAGGCUCUCGCCCUGUCCGCUCGCCCGCCUGGAGCCGCGAGGAUGGUGCUGCCUGACGAAGAGCGCGCUGCGGGGCUGUACCGGGCGCCCCCAGAACUCGUGCGGCAGGCGCAUGUGCCCUCCUUGGAAAAGUACAGGGAGCUUUACCGCCGCUCGGUGGAGGAGCCGCAGGAAUUUUGGGGUGAUAUCGCCAAAGAAUUUUACUGGAGAAGCCAACACAGUGGACCAUUUCUGCAGUACAACUUUGAUGUCACUAAAGGAAAAAUCUCCAUUGAAUGGAUGAAAGGGGCUACAACUAACAUUUGCUACAAUCUGCUGGACAGAAAUGUCUACGAGAAUAAACUUGGGGACAAAAUAGCUUUUUACUGGGAAGGAAAUGAACCAGGGGAUAACAUGAAGAUCACCUACAAUGAGUUGCUGUGUAAAGUCUGCCAGUUUGCCAAUGUUCUUCAGGAGCAAGGCGUGAAGAAAGGAGACAGAGUUUCUAUCUACAUGCCGAUGAUUAUUGAACUGGUGAUAGCUAUGCUUGCCUGUGCCAGAAUUGGAGCACUUCAUUCCAUCGUGUUUGCAGGUUUUUCGGCAGAGUCCCUUUGUGAGAGGAUCCUUGAUUCUCGCUGUUCUCUUCUCAUUACUGCAGAUGCCUUUUAUAGAGGUGAUAAACUGAUUAACCUGAAGCAGAUAGCAGAUGAAGCCUUGCAGAAAUGUAAAGACAAAGAUGCUCCUCUGCGAAGGUGCAUUGUGGUCAAGCAUUUAGGGAGGGAAGAGCUGUUAUCAGAUGGGCCCAGCAGCAAAUCUCCACCUCUUAAGAGACUCUGUCAAAGUGUGCAGGAAAAAAAGGCUGAGAGCUCAAAGAAAGUCCACCCCAAGAUUCCUUGGGAUUCAGAAGUAGACAUUUGGUGGCAUGACAUUAUGAAAAAUGCUAGCAAAGAGUGUGAGCCUGUUUGGUGUGAUGCAGAAGAUGAAUUGUUUAUUCUCUACACUUCUGGAUCAACAGGGAAACCAAAGGGUGUUGUACAUACUAUAGGUGGAUAUAUGAUUUUCACUGCUGCUACAUUUAAAUAUGUGUUUGACCACCAUCCUGAGGACAUUUACUGGUGCACAGCUGACAUUGGAUGGAUAACUGGCCAUUCCUACCUCACAUAUGGGCCUUUGGCAAACGGGGCAACCAGUAUUUUAUUUGAAGGGCUUCCCAUUUACCCAGAUGUUGGCCGCAUGUGGAGCAUCAUUGACAAAUACAAGGUGACCAAGUUCUACACAGCACCCACCGCCAUCCGCCUCCUUAUGAAGUAUGGAGAAGAACCUGUUAGGAAGUACAGCAGGAAGUCUCUGAAGGUGUUAGGAACGGUUGGGGAACCAAUAAACCCAGAAGCUUGGCUGUGGUACUAUAGGGUUGUGGGAGAAGAGAGAUGCCCUAUAGUGGAUACCUUCUGGCAGACAGAAACAGGUGGCCAUGUGUUGACUCCUCUCCCUGCCGCCAUACCUAUGAAGCCAGGCUCUGCAACAUUCCCUUUCUUUGGGGUGGUUCCUGCAGUGCUGGAUGAAGCUGGGGAAGAGCUGGAAGGAGAAGCAGAAGGCUACCUGGUUUUUAAGCAACCCUGGCCUGGAAUAAUGCGCACCGUGUACAAAAAUCACCAGCGAUUUGAGACCACUUAUUUCAAGAAGUUUCCUGGUUACUAUGUGACCGGAGAUGGCUGCAAAAGAGAUAAAGAUGGUUAUUAUUGGAUCACAGGUCGAAUUGAUGACAUGUUGAAUGUUUCAGGGCAUUUGCUUAGUACUGCGGAAGUCGAAUCAGCUCUGGUAGAACACUCUGCUGUUGCGGAGGCAGCCGUCGUAAGCCACCCGCAUCCGGUGAAGGGAGAGUGCCUCUACUGUUUUGUGACUCUAAGGGAUGGUCACGAAUUCACAAAGACUUUGAUGGAGGAACUGAAGAAGCAAGUUAGAGAAAAGAUUGGACCUAUUGCAACUCCAGACUAUAUUCAGCAUGCUCCUGGUCUGCCUAAAACCCGUUCAGGUAAAAUUAUGCGGCGAGUAUUAAGGAAGAUUGCCAAAAAUGAUCGGGAGCUGGGAGAUACCUCAACUGUGGCAGACCCAGCGGUUAUAAACCACCUUUUCAACAAUAGGUGUGAAACAAUACUGUAGCAAGGUCAUACCAGAGAAAAGAGCAGCAGAACAGGAAACUUGGCGAGAAAAUGGGCCCCAUCCACACAAUGACUGUAUUCUUCAAGGCAGAAAAGUUGCCCCAAGCUGAGCAGAAUGUAAGAUACUGUAAAUGAAGAGAAGAAACUGGUGCUCCAAGAUCCAGUCCUUAUGUUGUAUUGUAGCUGUCUGUGUCCCUGCAGAAUUGUGUGCAUUAUGUUGUAGACCAAUACUGCAAAUAUCUGAAAUUCCAGCCUCAUUCAUGUUGUGCAGAACAACUUAAUAUUUUAACCAUUUCAUAGGUUUUCUGGUUUUAUUUUUAUUUUUUAACCUGUUGCAACGGACAGAAUUUAGAAAGCACAGGUAUUUAUCUGGAAACAUGGCCUUGCUCCUGAACUGUAUUUACAGGCCUCCAAAAGCCUUGGAAAACCAACAGACUGGUCAGGUACCCUCAUGCUGAGGCAGAGUUAUUGGAACAAAACUUUUAGCAAUCUGGCAUUUAGUUUAAAAAUCUCUGAAUAGUACUCUGGCUGUGUGUCAUAGACUAUGGGAACUUUUAGAGAAUUGUCAUGAAACUGUCACAUUGGAAAAACAUUAACUUUACUUGAUUUUAGUCUGGAGUUAACUGUUGGUGGCUGUAAAUCUUCCUUCCCAAGGGGGGCAGUGUGUCUAGGUAUUUGGGGGUUUUGUAGCAUGAAGAGUUUGUAUGUAAGUGCAUAGCUGAAUUUUCCCAGAGAAUUGUUCCUUACUGUUGGUGGAUAUUAUUUGCAGGAGGUGAUAGCCAUGAAAUGCUGAGUUCAGCAUCUGGCUGUUCUGUACAGAGGCUGGCUCUCAGAUUUGCUGUGGGGUUGUUGCAAUGCUGGAACUGGUUGAAUCUGAACAGUAAGAGGACUCUUCAUUCAAGUGGUAUGUUGUAGAUAUCCAAGGAACUUUAAAGCAGCAUCAAUUCAGCGAUGUCCUUCUCCAUGUGAGGCACACAGUUACAUGGGGAAAAGUGUGAAUUGUGUUGUAUAUGGAUAAUCAUAGUGAUUCUUGUUGGCGAUUGUGACAGCUAGAAAGAACUACUGCAAUUGUGGAAAUUACUUCCAACUAUAUAGCCAAUUUAUGCUUCUGUUUCUUCACAUGAUGGUGCAUGUGUGACCAAAAACAAGAUGCUUGCUUGUGAGGGGGGAAAAUACCCCUGUGUACUAGCCCGUGCAAGAGGUAUCCUUUCUCAGAGUCAGAGGAAUACAGCCAUAGUUGACAACCCACCAAAGUCAUCAUGAAGGUCAGCAAAAUUUGGUCCUUCUUGGAUGUUCAGUUCCUCAAUGAGGUGGCAUAGAAAAAAAUGAUCAAAUCAGGUGUAGGAGGAAAUGUGAUGCAAGUGACUAAUGGAGGAAACAAACCCCUCUAGUAAAUACAGAUGACAAGGAUAAUCUUCAUGUUUCAGCAAACUAAUAAAAGUAUACAAUUGCAAUAACUGACGAUUAGUGAAUGAUCUGAGGGUGUGCUUCCUCUGUGACUUUGUAUGGGAAAAGCCAUGCUUGUAAACUUCUAUCAAAAGCUAGGUGUUAAAUCUUGGCUUUGAUAGCAGUGUUGUACCAUCCAAAAUUGUCUGCUUUGCCCAUGUAAUAGUUUGCAAAUUGAAACUGCCUAAAACAGUACAUCCCACAAACCAUAUCUUUGAGACGAUGAAUAUUGCCCUGAUCUUGGCUCAUCUCUCAUUCCUUACCUGCUGUUUCGUAUUGUAAAUGCACUUGUCUGGUCUGCAACAUCUGUGUAUAUUUAACCCCCAUAAUUCUACAGCAUUAAAGCUAGGCCAGUGGCUGCUAUGUGCUGUUAAUAGGAAACAAGUCCUUUACUUUUAAUCUUGGUCCGAUAUGUAUUUUUGGUUGGAAAAUGGCUAGAUUUGUUUUUAAUUGAAAUAAAAAUCAAAGAAAUAAACCUAUAAAUACUUGAA
This is a messenger RNA of Eublepharis macularius, 4146 nucleotides long. RefSeq names its product acyl-CoA synthetase short chain family member 2 (gene ACSS2). The record is from RefSeq and is a predicted model, not a curated record. Gene Ontology annotation, molecular function: acetyl-CoA synthetase activity. Lineage: Eukaryota; Metazoa; Chordata; Lepidosauria; Squamata; Eublepharidae. Bases 114 to 2210 code for a protein of 698 amino acids. Gene Ontology annotation, biological process: acetyl-CoA biosynthetic process. Gene Ontology annotation, cellular component: cytoplasm. The transcript is spliced from 19 exons.